AUCCAGCUCCGUUUACCUAUAGUAGAGAAGGGGUGAUCAGGAAUUGAUCUGAUCAAUAGAGUUGAAGUGAAACUUAUAUUUCCUCGGUGUAAAGUGUGCUGGUGCGGACUGAGUCCAGAUUUUGCGCGUUGAAGAUGGAGCCGUUGUUGUAUUUAGGGGUUCUGGUUGUCAUGUUCCUGCUGUGGAUCAAAAUCAAAGGUCUAGAUUACGUUAUCGUGCACCAGAGGUGGAUAUUUGUGUGCUUGUUCCUGCUGCCGCUGUCCGUCAUAUUUGACGUGUAUUAUUAUGUGCGGGCAUGGCUCAUCUUCAAGAUGUGCUCUGCACCCAAACUGCACGAGCAGCGGGUGCGAGACAUCCAGCGACAGGUGCGCGAGUGGAGGAAGGAGGGUGCUAAGACCCACAUGUGUACAGGCCGACCCGGCUGGCUCACCGUGUCGCUCCGAGUGGGGAAAUAUAAGAAAACCCACAAGAACAUAAUGAUCAAUAUGAUGGACAUUCUGGAGGUGGACACAAAGAAGCAGGUGGUGAGGGUGGAGCCCCUGGCCAACAUGGGCCAGGUGACCGCUCUCCUCAACUCCAUCGGCUGGACCCUCCCGGUGCUGCCGGAGCUGGACGACCUCACCGUGGGUGGGCUGGUGAUGGGCACAGGCAUCGAGUCCUCCUCGCAUAUUUAUGGGCUGUUUCAGCACAUCUGCGUUGCAUACGAGCUGGUUCUCGCCGACGGCAGUUUAGUGCGUUGUACAGAGGAGGAGAACUCUGACCUGUUUCACGCCGUCCCCUGGUCCUGUGGAACUCUGGGAUUCCUGGUCGCGGCGGAGAUCAAGAUAGUUCCCGCUAAACCGUGGGUGAGGCUGCGCUACGAGCCGGUCCGAGGGCUCGACGACAUCUGCAGGCGCUUCGCCGAGGCGUCGCAGAACAAGCAGAACACGUUUGUGGAGGGGAUCCAGUACGGCCUGGACUCCGCCGUCAUCAUGACGGGAACCAUGACCGACCACGCAGAGCCUGACAAAAUUAACAGGAUCGGCCUGCACUUCAAACCCUGGUUCUUCAAGCACGUGGAGGGCCACCUGAAGAGAGACCAGGGCGGAGUGGAGUACAUCCCUCUGAGGCAGUACUACCACAGACACACACGCAGCAUCUUCUGGGAGCUGCAGGAUAUCAUUCCCUUCGGCAACAAUCUGCUGUUCCGGUGGCUGUUCGGCUGGAUGGUUCCUCCCAAGAUCUCCCUGCUGAAGCUCACCCAGGGAGAAACCAUCAGGCGUCUGUACGAACAGAACCACGUGGUGCAGGACAUGCUGAUACCCAUGAAGCAUCUGAAGCCCGCCAUCACGCACUUCCACCAGGACAUCAAUGUCUACCCUCUGUGGCUGUGUCCAUUCCUGCUGCCCCCGGGCAGAGGCAUGGUCCACCCCAAGGGCCAACAGGAGGAGCUGUAUGUGGAUAUCGGAGCUUACGGGGAGCCAAAGGUCAAACAUUUUGAAGCUAAAGCAUCAACGCGACAGCUGGAGAAGUUUGUCAGAGACGUGCACGGGUUCCAGAUGUUGUAUGCAGAUGUGUACAUGGAUCGGGAGGAGUUUUGGGAGAUGUUUGAUGGACAGCUUUACCACAGACUUAGAGACGAGUUGGGAUGUAACGAUGCCUUCCCCGAGGUCUACAACAAAAUCUGCAAAUCGGCCCGACACUGACUCCCUUCUUCCGCCUCGUGCACAUCACGCCAGCUACCAGCUCGGGAUAUUUCUCCUGAAAUAAAAACUGUUAUACACAAAGACACAACACUUUAUAACAUGGGACCCAGAGCUAUGGAACUCUCUGGCAGUGUGAAAUACACAGUUCAAUAUUUUAAUUAUUUCAAGUCUUGAACAUGAAGGUUUUUUUUUUCUUUUGGCUUCAGACAUCAACUUAUUUAAUGGUAAUUUUAAUGUGCUUUUAACCAAAUCCAUCUCUAUUUUCCAUUUAACUGUUUUGUCUUAGACCUUCAGACCAGCUGAUGAACACAUCUUACUGGAGUUGUGACUUAAAAAGACAUAUUUAAAAAUGCUACUGGUUUAAUAGCUCAUUCAAAUGAAUAAAAUCCUAUUUUCUUCAAUAAGGGCUACUCUUGUGCCUCUGAGGCAUCAUAAUUGCAUUAUUUGCUUUAUGGUUAUUUUGGUCUAAUUGUGUUUGCCUUGUUUGCCUUUUACACAUAAUGUUUUGGCAUCAUAACCUUUUCUUAGUGUUUUUGGUGUCCUCUCCUCUGAUGUCCACCAGCCAUGAGCCUGUUUCUCCCACAGUCUUCUCUUGACAGGACGUCUUCCUCCCCGCUGUACGUUCAGAAUGAAACUGAAGGUUGAUGCAGUCUGUUAUGAAAUAGUAUAAUAUUAUUGGACUAGAUUGAAAUAAUAGAAUUAAAUGUGAAUUAUGUUUUAUUUGAAUUAGUUUUGAUCUUGUUUUUCUCUGCAUAGUUCCUUGCUGCGACUCGUGUCAUGAAUUGGUGCUAUAGAAAUAAAUGAAAACUGAAGGAAUUUAUAUAAAUCAAUGCAAACUGUGCUU
This is a messenger RNA of Cololabis saira (Pacific saury), 2529 nucleotides long. RefSeq names its product 24-dehydrocholesterol reductase (gene dhcr24). Lineage: Eukaryota; Metazoa; Chordata; Actinopteri; Beloniformes; Belonidae. The coding region runs from base 135 to 1685 and encodes 516 amino acids. Gene Ontology annotation, molecular function: Delta24(24-1) sterol reductase activity; FAD binding. The record is from RefSeq and is a predicted model, not a curated record. The transcript has 9 exons. Gene Ontology annotation, cellular component: cytoplasm; membrane. Gene Ontology annotation, biological process: steroid metabolic process.